Syzygium oleosum is the source of this 1586-nucleotide messenger RNA. Its product is annotated as probable aspartic proteinase GIP2. Gene Ontology annotation, biological process: proteolysis. NCBI's taxonomy places the organism in Eukaryota, Viridiplantae, Streptophyta, Magnoliopsida, Myrtales, Myrtaceae. The coding region runs from base 40 to 1359 and encodes 439 amino acids. Gene Ontology annotation, molecular function: aspartic-type endopeptidase activity. The transcript has a single exon. The record is from RefSeq and is a predicted model, not a curated record.
CACAUCUCUACCAAGCAUUUCUUCCUCAUCCCCUCAACAAUGGCUUCCUCCAUCCAGUGCUCUCUUCUCUUCUCCCUCCUCCUCUUCUUUGCCGCCGCCGUCGCUCCCUCUUUCCAGCAGCCCUUUCACCCCGUGGCCCUCGUGCUCCCGGUCUCGAAAGAUGCUUCGACCCUCCAGUACGUAACCCGGAUUUCGCAAAGGACCCCUCUCAUCCCCGUCGACCUCGUCGUCGACCUCGGCGGCCAGUUCCUCUGGGUCGACUGCGAGCAGAACUACGUCUCCUCGACGUACCGCCCUGCCCGUUGUGGCUCGGCCGCGUGCACCCUGGCCCGCGCCAGCGGGUGUGGCGACUGCUUCUCCGCCGCCAGGCCCGGCUGCAACAACAACACGUGCGUCGUCACCCCGGAUAACACAGUCACGCACACCGCCACGGGCGGUGAGGUCGCGACCGAUGUCGUGUCAGUAAACUCCACCGAUGGGUCCAACCCGGGCGGGGCUUACGAUGUUACCCAGUUCGUCUUUGCCUGCGCCCCGAGCUUUCUCUUGGAUGGCCUCGCUAGCGGCGUCCAAGGAAUGGCUGGCCUAGGAAGGACCAGGAUCGCGCUGCCCUCGCAGUUUGCCUCUGCCUUCACCUUCAGCCGGAAAUUCGCCAUCUGCCUCUCGUCGUCGGCCACGGCCAACGGUGUGAUCUUCUUUGGCGACAGCUCCUACAAUUUCCUCCCAAACAUCAACGCUUCGCAAUCCCUCGCGUACACGCCGCUAUACGUCAAUCCCGUGAGCACGGCCUCGGCGUACUCUCAGGGCGAGCCCUCGUCCGAGUACUUCAUCAAAGUGACCUCCAUCACGGUCGGCGACAAAAAUCUAUCCCUAAACUCCACCCUCCUCUCGAUCGACAGCGAUGGCUAUGGCGGCACCAAGAUCAGCACCGUCAAUCCCUACACUGUCCUCGAGUCCUCCAUAUAUGCCGCGCUCACAGAGGCCUUUGUCCAGCAAGCCGCGUCGAUGAACAUCACUAGGGUAUCGGCCGUAUCGCCGUUCGAGUACUGCUUCAGCUCGGCGGGCGUGACGAGCACGCGUGUCGGGCCGGGGGUACCGUACAUCUUCUUGGUCUUGCAGGGCGAGGAGGCCGUGUGGACGAUCACCGGGUCGAACUCGAUGGUGGAGGUGAGCGAGGAUGUGCUGUGCCUAGGGUUCGUGGACGGAGGGUCGAGGCCGAGGACCUCGGUCGUGAUCGGAGGGUACCAGCUGCAGGACAAUCUGGUUCAGUUCGACCUGGCGAGUUCGAGGCUAGGGUUCAGCUCGACGCUGCUCGGAAGGCAGACUACGUGCGCCAACUUCAACUUCACCAGCAGUGCAUGAAAAUUACUAUGAGUUGUAUUAGCUCGUGCAUUAUGUUGCACGUGAUUUAAAUUUUCUACUUGGAAUAAUAAGUGGCCUCGGGAUAUAUAAUUUGCAAUAAAUUGAGCCGAAAAUGUUUCUGGGUUUCUUUUUUUUUUUUCUUAAAUGGGUGAGAUCGCCCUUGUAAAGAUGCUUGAACAUCGAAGAAUGAAAAUUUUAUAAUAUGAAUAAUGCUUGAUGUACCAAAA